Eruca vesicaria subsp. sativa (arugula) is the source of this 1269-nucleotide messenger RNA. Lineage: Eukaryota; Viridiplantae; Streptophyta; Magnoliopsida; Brassicales; Brassicaceae. The record is from the annotation of a GenBank genome assembly.
AUGGUGGAAAUUAAGCCUGUCCGGUACGGUUUUUCAGGUUACCCCUUGUGCAAGUUAUCUCUAAUCUUUCUUUUCCUCUUCGUAGCUGUCACUGCCGGUGACUCAAGUAUUCCAUCAUCCAACACCCGGAGACCCCACCCCUCCAAGAAACUCACUAAACCGGUGGUUUUACUAAUCUCCAGCGACGGUUUCCGGUUCGGUUACCAAUUCAAGACGGAGACACCAAACAUUGAUCUCCUCAUUUCUCGAGGAACCGAAGCUCAAACCGGUUUAAUCCCGGUUUUCCCAUCCAUGACGUUCCCAAACCAUAACUCAAUAGCCACCGGACUCUACCCGGCUUACCACGGUAUAAUCAUGAACAAGUUUACCGAUCCAAUAACCGGUGAGCUCUUCAAAAGAAACCUAGACCCUAAGUGGUGGUUAGGUGAGCCCUUGUGGGUAACCGCAACAAACCAAGGUCUCAAAGCUGCGACUUACUUUUGGCCAGGCGCUGACGUACACAAAGGCUCUUGGACCUGCCCUAAAGGGUUGUGUCAAGCUCCUUACAAUGUCUCGGUUCCGUUAGAAGAAAGAGUUGAUUCGAUCUUGAGCUACUUCGAUCUUCCACAGAGUGACAUCCCUGAUUUCAUGGCGUUGUAUCUUGAAGAAACUGACAUACAGGGGCAUAAGUAUGGUCCUGAUGAUCCUCGUGUCACUGAAGCGGUUGCGAAGAUCGAUAAAAUGAUCGGUAGGGUCAUCAAGGGUUUGAAGAAGAGGAAGGUGUUUAGUGAUGUUCAUGUGAUAUUGCUUGGUGAUCACGGAAUGGUUACUAACUGUGACAAGAAAGUGAUUUAUAUUGAUGAUUUAGCGGAUUGGAUCAAGAUACCCGCGGAGUGGAUUCAAGAUUAUAGUCCUGUCCUUGUGAUGAAUCCACGGUGGGGUAAAGAUGUCAAGAAUCCUGGUGAGAAGAACGCUGAAGUGGUGGAGAAGAUGAACAAAGCUUUGAGGUCAGGGAAAGUAGAGAACGGUGAGUUUCUACAGAACAGAACAAACGUUCAAGAGUGUUAUGGAGAUCAUGGAUACGACAACAUGUUCUUCUCUAUGAGAUCUAUCUUUGUUGGACAUGGUCCUAGGUUUAGGAGAGGAAAGAAAGUGCCCUCGUUUGAGAAUGUUCAGAUCUACAAUGUUGUUGCUGAGAUUCUUGGACUCAGACCAGCUCCGAAUAAUGGUUCUUCUUUGUUUACUCGUAGCCUUCUCAAGCCCUCUGGAGAAAUAACGCAAGUAGAAUGA